AGAGAGAGAGAGAGAGACAGAGAGAGAGAGACAGAGAGAGAGAGAGCAGGCGGGGAGCAAGUCCUAUCUUUUUCACCUGAAGAUUACUUUGUCUUACACUGCUCUCACCCUCAGCGCUGGAAGUAGAUGAUCAGGAGGUGCCAGCUCUCGGUCUCUUGAUCUUUUUUUUUUCCCCCCCGGGAGGUGGGGAGGUUCAGCUGGACUUCUCUACAAAACCCCGGUGAUCAGCCUCUCCUGGAAGGACUGAGAAAUAGAAACCGGCACUUGAAGGAGACAGGACUGAAAAAAAAAAAAAAAAAAAAAAAGAAGUGAGAAAACUGCAAUAGAUGGCUCUCUGGCUGCAAGGGAAGAGAAGUUACAGACAAAUCAGCUUUUAAAAAGGACGGCGACAGUAGCCAGAAGAAAAGAAAGAACCAGGAAACAACUGCACUCCUGAAGAAAGAGGAUUUUCAAAUACGACUCUGUGCUCAACAAUGGGAGGCCGGAAUCCUCCAGCAGUUGCCAGCUCCUUGCUCCCCGUGGCCCUCUGCAUCUUGACCCUGCUGCCCCACGGCCUUGUGGGUGAGCCAGCGGAGGAGGGGAACGCUGGUAGGUCAGCGCCGCUCCAAAGGGUGAAGAGGGGCUGGGUGUGGAACCAGUUCUUUGUCCUGGAGGAGUACACCGGACUGGAACCGCUUUAUAUUGGAAAGCUCCACUCAGAUAUGGAUAAAGGCGACGGCUCCAUUAAGUACAUCCUGACGGGCGAGGGCGCGGGCACCACCUUCACCAUCGACGACGGCACAGGGGACAUCCACGCCAUCCAGAGGCUGGACCGUGAGGUGAAAGCCCAGUACGCCCUUCGCGCCCAGGCCCGCAACCGCCUGACGGACCGGCCUCUGGAGCCCGAGUCGCAGUUCAUUGUGAAGAUCCAGGACAUCAACGACAACGAGCCCAGGUUUCUGGACGGGCCCUACGAGGCGUCUGUGCCCGAAAUGUCCAAAAUAGGAACAUCUGUGAUCCAGCUGACCGCUACCGACGCCGACGACCCCACGUACGGCAACAGCGCUCGCGUGGUCUACAGCAUCGUGGAGGGCCAGCCUUACUUCUCAGUGGACGCCAAGACCGGCGUGGUCCGUGUGUCCCUGGCAGACAUGGACAGGGAGACCAGAGAAAACUACACUGUGGUGAUUCAGGCCAAGGACAUGGGCGGCCAGCUGGGGGGGCUCGCCGGUACCACCACUGUCAACAUCACGCUCGGAGACAUCAACGACAACCCGCCCAUGUUUGACCAGAGGUUGUAUCAGAUGAGCAUCGCAGAGGCGGCUCCUGUGGGCUCAGUGGUGGGGCGCAUCUGGGCGAAGGACAGGGACGUCGGGGUCAACGCUCAGAUGGAGUACAGCAUCAUCGAUGGAGAUGGAAGGGACACAUUUGACAUCAGCACCGACCCCACCAACCUCUUCGGCAUCAUCACAGUGAAAAGGCCGCUGAACUUUGAGAGCAAGCCCAGUUAUACUCUGAAGGUGGAGGGCGCCAACACCCACCUGGACCCGGCCUACCGCCACCGCGGGCCCUUCAAGGACGUCACCAUCGUGCACGUGAGCGUGGAGGACGUGGACGAGCCCCCGCUCUUUGACAUGCCGGUGUACUACGUGGAGCUGUCAGAGGACGCCGAGAUCGGCACCGUGGUGAAGGCGGUGUCAGCGAGGGACCCCGACGCUGCCAACAACACUGUGAGGUAUUCCAUCGAGAGGUCCAGCGACCCCGAGAAGUUCUUCUACAUCGAAAUCACCUCCGGGUCGCUGAUGACGGUGCGCUCGCUGGACCGAGAGCAGGUCGGCUGGCACAACAUCACCGUCCUCGCCAUGGAGAUGAAUAACCCCACACAGAUCUCCAGCGUGCCGGUGGCUGUGAGGGUCCUCGAUGUGAACGACAAUCCGCCCUCGCUGACGCACUACUUGGAGGCUUACGUGUGUGAGAACGCCAAAGCAGGACAGCUGAUCCAGACGGUGACGGCGGUGGAUCCAGACGAGCCGCUCGGUGGACAACACUUCUACUACCGUUUGGCUCCAGAGGCCGCCAACAACCCCAACUUCACCCUGAGAGACAACCAAGACAACACGGCGUGGAUCCUGACGCGGCGAGGAGGCUGGUCUCAGCAGGACCAGACCGUCUUCUACCUGCCCAUCUUCAUCUCCGACGGCGAGCCGCCGGUCCAGACCAGCACCAGCACGCUGACCAUCCGCGUGUGCAGCUGCGACCACGAGGGCAACGUCAUGUCGUGCAAUGCCGAGGCGUACAGCCUGCCCGCCAGCCUCAGCCGAGGGGCACUCAUCGCCAUCCUGGCCUGCAUCUUCGUCCUGCUGGUGAUGAUUCUGCUCAUGCUCUCCCUGCGCACCCAUCGCAAGAAGCCCUACCUGUGCGACGAGGAGGAGAACGUCCACGAGAACAUCGUGCGCUACGACGACGAGGGCGGCGGCGAGGAGGACACCGAGGCCUUCGACAUCGGCGCCAUGUGGAACCCGCGGGAGGCGCACCACCACCUGGGCAAGAUGAGGCAGGACAUGCUGCCGGAGAUCGAGAGCCUGUCGCGAUACGUCCCGCAGGCGUGCGUCGUGGGCGGCGGGGACAGCAACGUCCACGGGUACGUGCUGGCGAAGCUCCUGGACGCCGACGUGGACUCGUGCGCCCCGCCUUACGACUCCCUGCAGACCUACGCCUACGAGGGGGAAGGCUCGGUCGCCGAGUCGCUCAGCUCGCUCCAGUCGGGGACGUCCAACACGGACCACGAGUACGACUAUCUCAACGACUGGGGGCCUCGCUUUAAAAAACUAGCGGAGAUGUACGGCGUGCUGGAGACAAACGCUCCCCCGAUGUGGUAGAACAAAAGAGCCUUUUAGACUUUUAAUUUUUUUAAUCUGAGAUUAAUCACACCAAACAAAAAAAAGCGGGACAAAAAACAGCAUCAGAGGAGUGACACGAACGUGUGCGCGACAAAGCCGGGGAUGUGCUCACGCACACAUGCGUGACCGUUAGCACUUGAAUUCCUGCCGAAGCCUCGACCCUCCACAGCCUUGAAGGCCCGAGAUACCCGCAACAGCAGCAGCAGCAGCAGUGUGAGCUGGUUUUAAA
This is a messenger RNA of Anarrhichthys ocellatus (wolf-eel), 3108 nucleotides long. Its product is annotated as cadherin-20-like. Gene Ontology annotation, biological process: cell-cell junction assembly; cell-cell adhesion mediated by cadherin; adherens junction organization. Gene Ontology annotation, cellular component: catenin complex; adherens junction; plasma membrane. NCBI's taxonomy places the organism in Eukaryota, Metazoa, Chordata, Actinopteri, Perciformes, Anarhichadidae. The record is from RefSeq and is a predicted model, not a curated record. Gene Ontology annotation, molecular function: cadherin binding; beta-catenin binding; calcium ion binding. The transcript is spliced from 12 exons. Bases 474 to 2858 code for a protein of 794 amino acids.